AUGCUCUCGCCACGAAAUCACGAUAAAGAUCACCCCCACGGUUACGUGAACCCAGAAGUACCAUUGAACCUGGGCCUGUGGUUCUUAUAUGCUGGCGCUACUGCUUUCCUCGCGCUGCGCGUAUGGAUCAAGAUCACCAGGCGCCAUGGACUGUGGUGGGAUGACUGGAUCCUGCUGGUCACUUGGAUCAUCCUUUCAGUAAACAACAGCCUCAUCACACUUGAAUAUGCGACAGGCUAUGUUGUCGACAAGUGGGACGACCGCAUGCAAAUUCUUAUCAACGUAACUUCUUGCGGUACCCUUAUAGGGCAGGCCCUGAGUAAAACAGCUUUUGCUGUAACAUUAUUGAAACUCACCAAAGGCUGGCCUCAAUGGAUCCUCUGGUUCUGUAUCGUCACCAUGAACGCCUACAUGAUCACCAAGUGCAUUUUUCAGUGGGCGAGGAUUAUCGACAAGCCAAGCUACGACGUCUGGUACCGACUCAACUUCCAUUUGGAUUGGCAAUUUCGUGAGAAUUUCAAGGAAGGUGGUAAUGUGUACAACAUCAUCAUGGACUUCGUCAUGGCCACCUUCCCAUGGCUCAUUACUUGGAACCUGGACAUGCGCAAAGUCGAAAAGGUCGGUCUUUGCCUGACCAUGAGCCUGGGGAUGAUCGUCGCCAUCAUCGCCGCAAUCCGAACUGGCUGGAAAGAUGGCGGUAACCCAAAGGAUGAAUGGUACUUCUGGCGCAACGCACACUCAAACGUCUGGUACUCUUCCGAAAUCGUCGGCACUAUCAUCGUCCAAUGCAUACCAGUAUUGCGCCCGCUCAUCCGCGAUAUCCACACCUCCUUAACCUCAAAAAAACUCGCGUCGCACGCCGGGGACACCACUGCCCGCCGCAGCAAAAUGCCCGCGGGAUACAUGAACAACAACCACAACGCAAGAGCGUACUCCGAUGCGAAGGAGAAUACUGUCAACGAUGACUCGAUACCGGAUUCUUGGGAUAACCAGGGUAUAUACACGAAAAAGGACUUCGAGCUUACGACAGUGGAAGCCAAACGCAGUCCGCAGUCGAUGGUUUAG
Molecule: messenger RNA, 1065 nt
Organism: Macroventuria anomochaeta
Lineage: Eukaryota; Fungi; Ascomycota; Dothideomycetes; Pleosporales; Didymellaceae
Exons: 3
Coding region: 1-1065 (354 amino acids)
Source: RefSeq, a predicted model, not a curated record